AUGGCGACCCUUGUGAUCGCCGCGCUGGCCGUGAGCGCCGGCUCGGCUGCCGGACACGGAGGGAGGAGAUACGCCGCCGUCGACGACCUAUCCCCCGCAGGCGGCGGCGCCCUCGUACCGCGUUUCUUCGUCGACGAACCCAAACUCGCCGCCCGCGACGGCUCGCCUUGUCCUGCAAAUUCGCAUUCAUGCCUCGACAUCCGCUUCCCGGGCCAUUGCUGCGCCAACGAUCACUACUGCUACGUCAAGCCCGACGGCAACCCCUGGUGCUGCCAGAUCGGCUCGACGUGCGGCUCCGUCUGCACGUUCCCCAGGUACCUCUGCAUGACCACUCUCGUUGUGACGAUGACCCCGUCCCCGACGUCCGGCGGGUCACCGGCCUCGACCGUCGUCACCUCGACGACCACCUCGAGCGGCUGCUGCGGCCGUAGGUGCACGUCGACGAGCAACUUCCUCUGCCCGACGGACCUCGGCGGCGACUGCUGCGAGUACGGCAACACGUGCGCCUCGGACAACAAGUGCGUCAAGACGGUCUCCCAGUCCACUUCCAUGACGGGCGGGCUCACCCCCGUGGAUCCGGGCUGCACGGCCACGACACAGCACGCCUGCGAGGACGGCGGCGGGUGCUGCGACAACCUGAUGCACUGCACCGUCAGCUCCGGCACGGCGGCCUGCGCGCCGGGAAACCCGACGGCGGGCGUGGACUACAAUCCCGACGGGGAGAGCAGCGGAGGGCUUUCGUCGGGCGCCAAGAUUGGCAUCGGCGUGGGCGUGGCGGCGGUGGGCGUCAUAUUGUUGGCAUUCUUCACCUGGUUCUGUCUUGUCCGGCGAAGGCGACGCGCCGGCGCGAUGACGACGGCUUCUCAGCGGAGCGGGGGCGCGAGUCGUGUAAGCGGCGCAGGUGGAGGAGGAACAGCAACUUCGGAACGACCGGGACGGAGCGCGAGGGCCAUGUCGGAAGUGACAUCCGGCUCGAGACCGACCGCGCGCCGGUGGGCGACGCAGGACUACUUCGGCCCGGACGCCGUAGCGGGGCCGUACACGGAGACGGAGACGGUGGCGUCCGAUGAUGCCGCGGCUGCGGCCGCCGCCUCGACGCCCGGGAGGACGAGGGGCGUGCCGUUGCAGGCGCAUUCGCCGAGCGACGUCGUCGCGCCGGUGGAGAUCGACUCGCGGGUGAAGAGUGGGUUCGGGAGGAGCGCCGUGGCUCCUGUGCCGGAAGGAGUGGCGACGCCCCCGACGACGGAGGGACGGUUCGAGCUGUACGGGUCCGAGAUGCCCUCGCCGUCGCCGCCGAUGCCCUCGCCCCCGCUGAUGACGCCGCGGAGUGUGCAGAGCGCGAGGAGCGUGUCGAUGAUGGAGAGGUCACCGAUCGAUAGGUCGCCUGGUCCGGCUCCGAGUCCGGAACCGAGGAGGUGA
Colletotrichum karsti is the source of this 1419-nucleotide messenger RNA. RefSeq lists its product as uncharacterized. The transcript is spliced from 2 exons. The record is from RefSeq and is a predicted model, not a curated record. Bases 1 to 1419 code for a protein of 472 amino acids. NCBI's taxonomy places the organism in Eukaryota, Fungi, Ascomycota, Sordariomycetes, Glomerellales, Glomerellaceae.